This is a messenger RNA of Apiotrichum porosum, 777 nucleotides long. RefSeq lists its product as uncharacterized. The record is from RefSeq and is a predicted model, not a curated record. The transcript has 2 exons. Lineage: Eukaryota; Fungi; Basidiomycota; Tremellomycetes; Trichosporonales; Trichosporonaceae. Bases 1 to 777 code for a protein of 258 amino acids.
AUGGGACGCCGUGACCCCAACAAGAAACGCGACCCACCACCGAAGCCCAACAUCGACGGCACCGCGCCAUCCACUCGCAUGACAACCUCCGCAGGCCGCACCGUCCCCAAGCCCAAGCCCAUGCGCCAGCUCACUCUCCCCUCCUCGCCAGAAAAGAGGGACUUCAUGGUAUCCGUGAUGGCAAGGAUGCACAUGAACAACACCCCUGUCACCCUCCAGGAGAUCGAAGACAAGGAGGCCAAGGUGCUUGACCUUGUCGCCAACCUCACCAACCCACCUUUCCCCUACUCGGGCGCUCGUAUGAGGGACACAUUCACCAAGGCGCACACGACGCUCCACAAGCUCUGGCAAGAGACCGCACAGAGUACACCCAAGGCCGACCCCAAGCCCGUCUCGGCGCGAUCCAAGUGCACACCGCGCGCAACGACAUCACUCGCGGCGGACAUUGCGGGCCUGCGCGCACGACUCGCCGCGCUCCUCGCCGACGUCCGCGCCACACCCACCGUUCAAGUCCACCGGCGAGACGCCGCUGCCAACAAGGCCAAAGCCACGUUCAUGGCCCUCGUCGCCACCCUGCACGAGACGCGGGACCUCGUGCGCGCCGUGUACCCGCGCCUUGCGCGCGACGACAAGAUACAAGUCGGCGCGAGCCUGAACGCGACGCUGGGCGAGAUUGUGCCCUUGCUCAAUGCCGUGGCGGAGCGCAAUGGGUAUGGUGUGCGCCUUGACCUCGGCGAGUUUGUGCUCUGGCUCCCGCAAGGGCGUGGAGAUGAGUGA